UAAAACUUUGGUGUUUCCACCGUAAGAGCGCUCACCUCAACCCGACUCUAACUCGAUUUGAACCCUCGAUGGAAACUUAGUCUAUGACUAAUGAAGUAAAAAGUGAGCCACAGAAGUGGAGAGGGGACCACGUGAGCUCAGUCGAACUGUGCGACAACCUCAUUCUUUUGUCGAAUUGACUAUACAUACUUUGCAGUGAUAAAAAGUUAACCAUUCAUGUCAGUUAAUGCUAGGUCCACUGAUUGUUAAAGACUAAUUAGUAUGUGUUGUCAUUAUGUUAAAAAUAACGAAACCUGUAUUGUUUAUUUCACUGUUUUAUCUAGUAUUGAUUGUUAAUGUGAACAAUUAUUACUUUUGUAUUAAUAAUGCAUCGGCAAUAAAAUAUUCAAAUAUGAAAUAUUUUCACCACGAAAAAGACUUCAGAAUGGCAGGAAGAAGUUCUAGCAGGAAUAGAACAUCAGUUCCACGAUCACCACAAGAACGCAAAGAAAUAUUGAGAAGAAUAGCAACAAAAACUGAGUCACUUCAGGAAUCAAUCAGUGAUGACACUAUACAAGUUUUAGAAUCAUGUAUGGAAGAAGCAGAUGAUAUUAACUGUGAAACAAGUUUAGAAGAAAAAUUACAUAAUCAAGAAGAAAUAUUAUUAGAUUCUGAAGUAAUGAAUAUAUCGUCUAAAGUCUUAAAACAAUGUACUAGAUCAUUAACAAGGCACAUGUCCUUAUAUGAUCAUAAAGAAUUUGCUCAAAAACUGGUCCAAUAUGUAAAACAGAUUCCAAAUGUCGAAUCAGAAACACCAGAUUGGUCACUUUUGGAAUCACAAGUUACAAAAUGUUUGAACAUAACACCCCAAUACAGCACAUUAUUAGGUACUUUAGCACCAUUAGAAAAAAAAGAAAUUAAUAGAAGAAAACCAGUAGUCAGAGAAGCUCAAGCAGAAAUAAAAAGACCAGAAAAUGUUGUAGCAGUUGACAAAGAAGAAGGAGAUUUAGAACAAACUGUACGAAUGAAAGAUUUCAUCUCGCGAUAUUAUAAAACUCACCGUAAACCUGUUGAUUUCUUUAAAUUAGUUUUACAUCCAAAUGAUUUUGGAAAAACUAUUGAAAAUAUUUUACAAGUAUCUUUUCUCGUUCGAGAUGGUAUGGUAAAACUAACAAAAGAUGACUCAAAUCUACUUGUUGUUCAACCAUGUACUAAAGAAAUGAUAGCUCAAACAAAAACAGAGAAAUAUCCCAAAAUCCAAAAUGUAAUUUACCUGAAUAUGGAACAAUGGAAGGUUCUAAAAAAUACUUAUCAGUUGAAAAAACCAAUGAUUGAUUUCGAUAAUCCAACGUAACACACAAUUGGAACAUUCAUAUUAAAAGUUAAUAGUAUUAUUUGAUAUCAUUAUAUUGUAAAAAUUCGAAUUAUUUUAUUACCUAAGAAGAAAUUUGUACGUCUAUUUUCUUACUAAAUUAAAAAAAUGUUACACAAAAACGAAGGAUUUUUCAAUUAUAAAUUUAUCCAUGUUUUUGUAAAAUUUUUUAUUACCUCCUAACAUAUACUAAAAUGUUUGAGUAUAUGUUAUUAUUUAACAAUAUGAUUUACUGACUCGAUUUAUGAAUACUGAAAACAUCUG
Molecule: messenger RNA, 1615 nt
Organism: Megachile rotundata (alfalfa leafcutting bee)
Lineage: Eukaryota; Metazoa; Arthropoda; Insecta; Hymenoptera; Megachilidae
Gene: Nse4
Product: SMC5-SMC6 complex kleisin component Non-SMC element 1
Biological process (GO): DNA repair
Cellular component (GO): nucleus; Smc5-Smc6 complex
Source: RefSeq, a predicted model, not a curated record